AUGUUCAGCGGAAGGGUGCAUAUGCGGCUUGUGGGCCUGCUGGUACAAUCGCUGUCCUAUUUGUUCAUCUUCUGGUCGCUGAACGAGUACGGCGGUGACUGUGGCGAGGUGGUGGUGGUGACGGUGCUGCCGCUCGCCGAGGUGAUGGGCCGCACUUACUACUACUGUUGGAUGGGCCAGUCAGUCAUCUGUGCGGGCGAGGGUCUUCUGGCCGCCGUGAGGGAGGCAGCGUACGAGGUGGGGCUAGGCACACCCACGCACGAUGUCCUUUCCGAACUUGCCAACCGCCUGGAAGCCACACCACCCUCCAUCAAGAUCUGGGGCAUGGGGAGCGUGUCAGCCCGCACCCACGUCAAACUGUCCGGCGUGUUGAUGACCUACGUGGUGGUGCUGUUGCAGUUCUGUGAGCGGAGCGCCUACGCCUCCAACACCAAACAGUACGAGGCUGCCACCCCCUACGACCACUGCUUCGGCCCCAGCAACAACAACUCUGUCUAG
Messenger RNA from Eriocheir sinensis (Chinese mitten crab), 498 nucleotides. RefSeq lists its product as uncharacterized. The record is from RefSeq and is a predicted model, not a curated record. The coding region runs from base 1 to 498 and encodes 165 amino acids. Lineage: Eukaryota; Metazoa; Arthropoda; Malacostraca; Decapoda; Varunidae. The transcript has 3 exons.